AGGCAGAUAGCUGGAUAGACCCAACUGGAAGUCAUGACGGAAAAACAACCAGGAGAUGGAACUGAGAACCCGAUGACAGGCUGAAGUGAAGGACCAUGGAACUAAGUUAGAGGUCCACAGAAAGAGGGCAGAGUUGAGGACUAAACUCUGUUUAUUGUAUCAUGUGCUUGUCUGAGCAAGAGUACUGGCAGAACAGGCAAUUGUGGAAGGGCCAAGACAGCCACGCCCUUCAGAUGUCACCGCACGGCAGAGAUAAACGUAUUGAGAAUAUGCAAAACCUAAGGAAACAGAAGAGGAAACUUAGUAAACGGUUUACAAGACCUGCACCUAUUCCAGAACCAGGACUCCUAGAAAUGAGCUUGACAAAGUGGUCCCUGAGAGCAAUGCCAGCCCCAGCAUCAAAGGUGGAAGAGUGGCUGUCACUAUUAAAGUUGCAGGAGACAACCAGUGGUCAUAAAGCUGGAAUCUGUACAGAAGAAAUCAUGCCAGACCAUAACAUGCAGAUUUAUAACAUCAAGUGGCAUCUCAUAAUUUGACUUCAUUUGAAAAAUAAAGGCAAUACUCUGUCAUUUCAGCAAAAUAAAUGCAGUGCAACCAUGUAACAUCUAAACCACAGGGUCUAGAAUUUUAUUAAAUACCAUAAUUCAUUAUCA
Molecule: messenger RNA, 653 nt
Organism: Panthera uncia (snow leopard)
Lineage: Eukaryota; Metazoa; Chordata; Mammalia; Carnivora; Felidae
Gene: CCDC179
Product: coiled-coil domain containing 179
Exons: 5
Coding region: 162-536 (124 amino acids)
Source: RefSeq, a predicted model, not a curated record